CAGACAGUCAGACAGACAGACAGUCAAUGUAUCGGAGGAGAGACGGGCGGAGGCAUGCCUCUGUCAGAAUCUACCUUAUCAAAGCUGCUGCAGCAGUGUGUGUGUGAGAGAGUGAGUGUGUGUGUCUGUGUGUGUGUGAGAGAGUGAGUGUGUGUGUCUGUGUGUGUGAGAGUGUGUGUGUGAAAUGACGUCCCGCUGGUUUGUUGUGUAAGCGCAAAGAGGAAGAGGAGGAGGCCUUCAUGCUAACGGACUGAUGGCUCCAGAGUGAGCUACCAUGGCGUUGAUGAUCCCUGCAGUGAAGCUGAAAUGGUUGGAGCACCUGAACAGCUCGUGGAUCACGGAGGACAGCGAGUCCAUCGCCACGCGGGACGGUGUCUCUGUGCUCUACUCCAAGCUGCUGGCCAACAAAGAGGUGGUCCUGCUGCCCCAGCAGGUGCUGUGCCUGAAGGGCCCCCAGCUUCCAGACUUUGAACGUGAGUCCCUGUCCAGCGAUGAGCAGGAGCACUACCUGGACGCUCUGCUCAGCAGCCAGCUGGCCCUGGCCAAGAUGGUCUGCUCCGACUCGCCCUUUGCCGGCGCCCUGCGCAAACGUGUGCUGGUGCUCCAACGUAUCUUCUACGCUCUGUCCAACAAGUACCACGACAAGGGCAAGGUCAAGCAGCAGCAGCACUCUCCGGAGAACAACUCWGGCUCGGUGGACCUGCACUCUGUCAGCGAGCGCCCCCGCUCCAGCACCGACGCCCUCAUCGAAAUGGGAGUUCGCACCGGCCUCAGUCUUCUGUUCGCUCUGCUGCGCCAGAGCUGGAUGAUGCCCCCUCCACCUGGGCCCGGCGGCACCUCUGGGGGCAGCAUCAACUUGUGCAACGAUGUCAUCCACACAGCCAUCGAUGUGGUCAGCUCCCUGCCGCCCCUCUCUCUGGCUAAUGAGAGUAAGAUCCCUCCCAUGGGCCUGGACUGCCUGGCUCAGGUCACCACCUUCCUGAAGGGGGUCACCAUGCCCAACUCUGGGGCGGACAUUUUAGGCCGCAGACUGGCCUCGGAGCUGCUGCUGGGGCUGGCGUCGCAGAGAGGAUCCCUGCGCUACUUGUUGGAGUGGAUCGAGAUGGCUCUGGCUGCGUCCGCUGUGGUCAGUACCAUGGAGCAGACCCAGGUCCUGCAGAGCCAAGAGGGGCUCAUCAGCUACGACUGUUUCAUAAACAUCCUCAUGCAGAUGAGGCGCUCUUUGGGCUCCUCAGCUGAUCGCAGCCAGUGGAGAGAACCCACCAGAACCCCUGAUGGACUCUGCUCUCUGUACGAGGCGGCGCUCUGCCUGUUUGAGGAGGUGUGUCGGAUGGCGUCGGACUACUCUCGUACCUGCGUCAGCCCCGACAGCAUUCAGACAGGUGAGGCCCCCGUGGUGUCUGAAACCUGCGAGGUGUACGUGUGGGGCAGCAACAGCAGCCACCAGCUGGUGGAGGGCACGCAGGAAAAGAUCCUGCAGCCAAAGCUGGCCAGCAGCUUCGCCGACGCACAGACGAUUGAGGCGGGUCAGUACUGCACCUUUGUGAUCUCCUCUGAUGGUUCUGUCCGGGCCUGUGGGAAGGGCAGCUAUGGCAGAUUAGGCCUCGGAGACUCCAACAACCAAUCAACGCUCAAGAAGUUGACCUUUGAACCCCACCGAGCCAUCAAGAAGGUGUCGUCGUCCAAAGGCUCUGACGGCCACACGCUGGCCUUCACCACGGAGGGCGAGGUGUUCAGCUGGGGGGACGGCGACUACGGCAAACUGGGUCACGGGAACAGCUCGACGCAGAAGUACCCUAAACUCAUCCAGGGGCCUCUGCAGGGGAAGGUGGUUGUGUGUGUGUCUGCUGGCUACAGACACAGUGCUGCAGUCAGUGAGGAUGGAGAGCUCUACACCUGGGGUGAAGGAGACUUUGGGAGGUUAGGACACGGCGACAGCAACAGCCGCAACAUUCCCACUCUGGUCAAAGACAUCAGCAACGUUGGAGAGGUGUCCUGUGGAAGCUCCCACACCAUCGCUCUGUCUAAAGAUGGACGCACCAUUUGGUCCUUCGGAGGAGGGGACAAUGGAAAACUGGGACACGGUGACACCAACAGAGUGUACAAACCAAAGGUGGUGGAAGCUCUGCAGGGGAUGUUCAUCAGGAAAGUGUGUGCAGGGAGCCAGUCGUCUCUGGCCCUGACCUCCACAGGACAGGUGUAUGCCUGGGGCUGCGGYGCCUGCCUGGGCUGCGGUUCCUCUGAAGCUACAGCGCUGCGACCCAAACUGAUCGAGGAGCUGGCUACGACCCGAGUGGUGGACAUCUCCAUCGGGGACAGCCACUGCCUGGCCCUGUCUCAUGACAAUGAAGUGUACGCCUGGGGCAACAACUCCAUGGGUCAGUGUGGGCAGGGCAACUCCACAGGACCCAUCACCAAACCCAAGAAGGUGGUGGGCCUGGACGGAGUGGCUAUUCAACAGAUCUCAGCAGGGACGUCCCACAGCCUGGCCUGGACUGCUCUGCCCAGAGACAGGCAGGUGGUGGCCUGGCACCGGCCGUACUGUGUGGACCUUGAAGAAAGCACCUUUUCUCACCUGCGCUCCUUCCUUGAGCGCUACUGUGACGGCAUCAACAGUGACGUCCCCCCCCUUCCCUUCCCCUCCUCCAGGGAGCAUCAUAAUUUCCUCAAGCUGUGUCUUCGGCUUUUAUCCAAUCAUCUGGCUCUGGCGUUGGCGGGGGGCGUGGCCACGAGUAUUUUGGGUCGGCAGGCCAGRCCUUUGAGGAACCUGCUCUUCAGACUGAUGGACGCAUCAGUGCCUGAUGAGAUUCAGGAGGCUGUGAUUGAGACUCUGUCUGUGGGAGCGACCAUGCUGCUGCCUCCACUGAGGGAAAGGAUGGAGCUGCUUCACUCUCUGCUGCCUCAGGGCCCUGACCGAUGGGAGAGUCUCUCCAAAGGACAGAGGAUGCAGCUGGACAUCAUCUUGACCAGCCUCCAGGAUCACACCCAUGUGGCCUCGCUCCUCGGUUACAGCUCUCCUGCAGACGGAUCCGAGGUUCCCUCCUCCGGCCCAGCCUUUACAGCUUACCCCGACAGCGCCUACAGCCCCACGGGGGGCCACCCUGAUACCCACCUGGCUGAGAUCCUGAUGAAGACGCUGCUGAGGAACCUUGGCUUUUACACUGACCAGGCUUUAGGAGAACUGGAGAAGAACAGUGAUAAGCUGCAGCAGGGCACGUCUUCAUCAGACAGCAGCCAGCCUGCUCACCUCCACCAGCUCCUGUGCUCCCUGCAGAAACAGCUGCUGGCUUACUGCCACAUCAACGCCGUCACCGAGAACUCGAGCAGUGUGGCUCUGCUCCACAAACACCUGCAGCUGCUGCUGCCUCACGCCACAGAUAUCUUCUCCCGCUCGGCCGUGCUCAUCAAGGAGAGCUCCUGCAACGGGAACAUCCAAGAGAAGCUGCAAGACGUGAUCUAUGUGUCGGCAGCAGGCAGUAUGCUGGGUCAGAUCAUCAACUCACUGCUGCUGCUGCCGGUGUCGGUGGUGAGGCCCCUGCUGAGCCACCUGCUGGACCUGCUGCCCCCUCUGGACCGCCUGAACAGACUGCUGCCAGCGGCCUCCCCUCUGGAGGACCAGGAGCUGCAGUGGCCUCUUCAUGGCACUUCGGACUUCGCUGAGCCGGCCCUGGGGAUGUUGCUGCCGGCGGCGGCGCUGUCCUGGGUGUGGCUGGUGGACCUGGAGAGGACCGUGGCCCUGCUGGUGGGCCGCUGCCUGGGCGGGAUGCUGCAGGGUGCGCCCACCUCCCUGGAGGAGCAGGAUACAGCUUACUGGCUGAAAACACCGCUCUUCAGUAACGGCCUGGAGACGGACAUCCCUCAGCUGGACACCUGCAUCAGCUCRUUGCUGGAGGCAGCUCUGUCGGGGAAYGAGGAGCAGAAGCCUUUGGACUGUCCUCUGCGUCCUGACCUGAGUGUCCUGGUGGACCUGGCUCUGGGUUCCUCUAAAGAACCUGCUAACAGUCUGUGGAUCAACAUGCAGGACUACGCCGUCAGUAAAGACUGGGACAACGCGUCUCUGAACAACGAGUCCCUGUUGGACACCGUGUCCAGGUUUGUGUUUGCAGCUCUGCUGAAGCACACGGGGCUGCUGGGCCCGGCCUGCGGGGAAGGAAGGUACCAGCCGUCCAAGUCCCUGUCUGAGGUCUACCGCAGCGUGUACAAAGUCAGGAACCGCCUGCUGGCCUGUAAGAACAUGGACUUCAUYCAGACCAGGUCCUCUUCCCGGGAGAGGAGGAUCUCAGACAAUCAGGACUCUCUGGACAUGGACCCCCAGGAGCACUCGUUCACUCGCACCAUCGAUGAGGAGGCAGAGCUGGAGGAGAGAGCUGACCGCGAGAGAGAAGACGGUCACCAGGAGCAAGACAACGAGGAGGAGGACCGAGAGCACGAGGUCAUGACCGCUGGAACACGUGAGGUGGCUCGGAGUCGGGACAGAGAGCGGGCCAGCAGCAGCACCGGACUGGGCUCAGGACCUGCAUCCCGAGGAGGAGGAGGAGGAGGAGCAGGAGGAGGAGAGGCGGACCCCGUUCUGUCUCAGGACGGGAGGAGGGGCAGCUCAGGUCUCCCUGAGGGUCAGGAUCUGUACACUGCAGCCUGUAACUCUGUGAUCCACCGCUGUGCCCUGCUGCUGCUGGGGGUCAGCCCUGUGCUGGGGGAGCUGAGCAAACAGAACCAGGAGGACGGGUCCACUCAGUCUGCCUCAGGAACACAGGAGAGUCUGAGCUUCAUGACCAGGAGUGAAAGUCUGAGUGCAGAGAGCCGCUCGGUGCAGAGCAGCCCCAGCUACAGACUGAUGAAGUCCAGGAGCGAGUCUGACCUGUCUCAGCCCGAGUCAGACGAAGAGAGCUACAGCCUGAGUGGGCGCAGGAACGUGGACUUGGACUUGGCCUUCUCUCAGAGGAAGAGAGCUGCGGUUGGAGGCGCUCCAUCAGAUCGUGGUCUUGAUCUCCAGCAUGGAGGAGAAGGGCAGCCAGCCCAGGACCUUGGACCGGCCCAGCGGUACCUUCCAGUCCUCGUCCCUGCUCACCUCCGUCAGGCUGCAGUUUCUGGCCGGCUGCUUCGGCCUCGGUACCGUCGGUACCGUCGGUACCAUCGGUACCGGAGGCCUGAAGAGCGAGAGCGUGCAGCUGCAUCACUACCAGGAUGGGAUUAAAGCUGCCAAGAGGAGCCUGCAGAUGGAGAUCCAGACGGCCGUUCAUAAAAUCUAUCAGCAGCUGUCAGUCACUCUGGAGAGAGCGCUGCAGGCCAACAAACACCACAUCGAAGCUCAACAGCGCCUCCUGCUGGUGACAGUGUUUGCUCUGAGCGUUCGGUACCAGCCCGUAGACGUGUCCCUGGCCAUCUCCAGCGGCCUCCUGAACGUGCUGUCUCAGCUGUGCGGCACAGAGACCAUGCUGGGCCAGCCGCUGCAGCUGCUGCAGAAACCCGGGGUGUCCCAGCUCAGCACCGCCCUGAAGGUGGCCUCCACCCGCCUGCUGCAGAUCCUGGCCAUCAGCACCGGGACGUAUGCAGACAAGCUGAGUCCCAAAGUGGUCCAGUCCCUGUUGGACCUGCUGUGCAGCCAGCUGAAGAACCUGCUGUCUCAGGCUGGAGUGAGCCACGUGUCUGCAGGGAAGGAUCCAGAAGACACCAAACAAGACAGCACUGCUGACUCUGAAAAGAAAGACUUCAGAGCUUUGAUSCGGAAGCAGCACACGGCAGAGCUCCACCUGGGAGACUUCCUGGUCUUCCUCAGGAGGGUGGUGUCCUCCAAGGCCAUCCAGGCUAAGAUGGCCUCCCCUAAAUGGACCGAAGUUCUGCUGAACAUCGCGGCUCAGAAGUGCUGCUCAGGUGAGAGCUGCUCAGGGGUCCCUCUGGUGGGGAACAUGAGAACCCGGCUCCUGGCCCUCCACGUCCUGGAGGCCGUGCUGCCGUCCUACGAGGCAGCGCUGGAGGACGAGCAGACGACGCAGGUGGUGCAGCGGCUCUUCUCCCUGCUGUCUGACGUCAUGUGGGAGGCUCCGGUGGCUCAGGCCAAACACAGUGUCCAGAUGAAAGAGAAGGUCCAGGAGCUGAAGCUGCAGGGGGACACGGAGGACGAGGACGAGAACCUGCCGGUCCAGGAGGUGUCCUUCGACCCGGAGAAGGCUCAGUGCUGCGUGGUGGAGAACGGACAGGGCCUGACGCACGGCAGCGGGGGCAAAGGUUACGGCCUGGCCUCCACGGGGAUCUCCUCUGGAUGCUACCAGUGGAAGUUCUACAUCGUGAAGGAGAACCGGGGCAACGAGGGCACCUGUGUGGGCGUGUCCCGAUGGCCCGUACACGACUUUAACCACCGGACCACCUCAGACAUGUGGCUGUACCGGGCCUACAGCGGGAACCUGUACCACAACGGGGAGCAGACCCUGACCCUGAGCAGCUUCACYCAGGGAGACCUGAUCACCUGUGUCCUGGACAUGGAGGCCAGGACCAUGUCCUUCAGCAAGAACGGAGAGGAACCUAAGCUGGCCUUUGAAGACGUGGACGCAGCAGAACUUUAUCCCUGUGUGAUGUUCUACAGCAGCAACCCAGGAGAGAAGGUGAAGAUCUGUGAGAUGCAGAUGAGAGGAACCCCCCGGGACCUCCUCCCAGGUGAUCCGGUCUGCAGCCCCAUGGCCACGGUGCUGGUGGAGGCCACCACGCAGCUGAUCCGGAUCCUGCACCGCACGGACCACUGGACCCAUCACAUCAACAAGACCAUGAUGGAGCGGCUGCACAAGAUCAAGCCCUGCUUCAGGGAGGGGGCGGGCGGACCGGGCGGACCGGGCGGCGCCGGCGGGGAGAAGCUGAAGAAGAGCCGCUCGGUGCAGAGCCGCGAGGAGCACGACGCCCAGAGGGAGAGCCAGGAGGCGCCCCCCAGGACCGAGGAGGACCGGGGCCGCCACGGGCGCCAGCACUGGCUGGGGGAGCUGUCGGACCACCACCUCAGAACCCUGUGCACGGACGUGUGGCCGGUUCUGGCCGUGAUCGGAGGGGCGGACGCCGGGCUGCGGGUGGGGGGCAGGUGUGUGCACAAACAGACCGGCAGGCACGCCACGCUGCUGGGCGUGGUCAAAGAGGGCAGCGCCUCCACCAAGGUCCAGUGGGACGAGGCUGAGAUCACCAUCAGCUUCCCAACUUUCUGGUCGCCUAGUGACACCCCGCUGUACAACCUGGAGCCCUGCGAGCCCCUGCCGUUCGACGUGGGCCGUUUCCGUGGCCUGACCGCCUCGCUGCUGCUGGACCUCACCUACCUGACCAGCAUCCACGAGGAGACCGCCGCCAAGCUCAGCGCACGGCGCCACGACAGGAAGCACCGCAACGCUGCCUCCACGGGCCACGAGCCGACCGGCGCCGAGGAGAAGCUGGAGGGCGAGGGCCACAACCGUCAGGACCAGGACAGAACUGGACCUCUGGCUCCUGCCUCUGAGCUGCGGGUGUCCCACAGCCUGGAGGAGGUGAAGUCCCACACCACGCCCAACUCCAAGUCUGAGAGUGAGAUCUGCUCUGUAGCCGGCAGCGACAGCCUCUUCACAGCUCCUCACGCCGAGGGCGGCAGGAAGAAGGGCCACGAGCACGGCCCCCGCAGCCACGAGCCGGCCUCCAUCAGCACCCAGUCAGAGAUCCACGCCGUGCAGCUGUCCUACCUGUACCUGGGAGCCAUGAAGACCCUGAGCGCCCUGCUGAGCUGCAGCAAGUACGCUGAGCUGCUCCUCAUCCCCAAGGUGUUACCUGAAGCGGUGCCCAGCGGACACAACGCUGACCUGAACAGUGGUGGGAGCGCGGCGGUCUCCUCUCCUGUGAGUCAGGAGGAGGUGGAGAUGAGGGCCGCCCUGCAGUUCCUCAUGAGACACAUGGUGAAGCGGGCYGUCAUGCGCUCCCCCAUCAAGCGAGCGCUGGGCCUGGCCGACCUGGAGCGGGCCCAGGCCAUGAUCUACAAGCUGGUGGUGAACGGGCUGCUGGACGAGUCCGGCAGCUCCAAGGUCAAGCUGGGAGUGAAGAGCGAGCCUGAAGGGGGGGAGGGGGAGGAGGGGGAGCAGCUGGCCCAGACCCCCAUCACCACCAGCCCCUCGGCCUCCAGCACCACCUCCUUCAUGAGCUCCUCCCUGGAGGACACCACCACUGCUACCACCCCGGUCACAGACACMGAGACCGUCCCCGCCUCCGAGUCUCCAGGUGUCAUGCCUCUGAGCCUGCUCAGGAGCUCGAGGAGAAGCAGACGCUCAGAGCAUCACGGUGCUGGCCAUGUGGAUGAUCGAACAUCCGUCUGAGGACGAGCACGAGGAGUCCCACGGCAGAGGAGGCCGGUCUGAGUCCUCCUGCCCCGGGGCCACGGCCUCCACCGGAGGCAAGUGUGUGGAGCGCAGCUCCUUCCUCUGCUCUCCUGGAGACGUGGCUAACGCUGACGCUGCAGAGCUGGAGGAGGGCUUCAGUGAGAGUCCUGAAGGGGGGGAGCAGGACAGUGCCUCGGCCUCCAGCAGCACCCCCCUCAGAGGACGCUCUGCAGCAGGCAGGAAGCAGCGCUUUGACCUGGCAGCUCGCACGCUGCUGGCCCGAGCAGCUGGACUGUACCGCUCAGUCCAGGCCCACCACAGCCAGACGAGGCGGGAGGCGUCGUCCCUGCAGCAGCAGCAGGACCCCGGCGCCCUGUACGACUUCAACCUGGACGAGGAGCUGGAGAUGGACCUGGACGAGGACACCAUGGAGGCCAUGUUUGGACAGGACCUGGCCUCUGACACCGACAUUCUGGGAAUGUGGAUCCCGGAGGUACUGGACUGGCCAACAUGGCGGGUCCAGCUGCAGCCUGGCUGCAGGUCUGGAGUCUCUGGGUCUGACCGACAUCAGGACUCUGGUCCGGCUCAUGUGCCUGGCAGCGGCGGGUCGGGCCGGCCUGUCCACCAGCCCCACGGUGGGCUCGGCUCACGCUGAAAGGCCSAGGGGGACCACCAAGGCCAGCAAACCCAUCUCCUGCCUGGCCUACCUGAGCACAGCUGUGGGCUGCCUGGCCUCCAACAGCUCCAACGCUGCCAAGCUGCUGGUGCAGCUCUGCACACAGAACCUGAUCUCUGCAGCCACAGGCAUGAACCUGACCACUGUGGACGACCCCAUCCAGAGGAAGUUCCUCCCCAGCUUCCUGCGGGGCGUGGCCGAGGAGAACAAGCUCAUCACCUCGCCCAACUUUGUGGUGACGCAGGCUCUGGUGGCCCUGCUGGCUGAUAAGGGGGCCAGACUCAGACCUGUGUACGACAAGGCCGACAUGGAGAAGAGAGGUCUAAUUGCGCAUUUGUAUGCCCAUCCUUCCCAUCCUCCCUCCGCUGUAGGCCCUCUGGAGCUGGCCAACGCUCUGGCGGCCUGCUGCCUGUCCUCCAGGCUGUCCUCGCAGCACCGGCAGUGGGCGGCGCAGCAGCUGGUGCGCACGCUGGCCGCCCACGACCGCGACAACCAGAGCCGCCCGCAGACCUUUGCUGACAUGGCGGGGGACCUGCGGAAGUGCUCCUUCAUCAAGCUGGAGGCCCACCAGAGCAGGGUCAUCACCUGCACCUGGUGCAGCAAGAAGGGCCUGCUGGCCACCAGCGGCAACGACGGGACCGUCCGGGUCUGGAACGUCACCAAGACUCAGUACAGCCUGCAGCAGACCUGCGUCUUCAACAAACAUGACGGCUCUUCUGACGAGGAGAUGUCUGGWCUGGGCUCCCCCAGCGACCCCUGCCUCUCUCCUCUGGCUUGGAGCGUCACUGGGAAAUAUCUGGCUUCUGCCAUGGAGAAGAUGGUCAACAUCUGGCAAGUUAAUGGUGGGAAGGGUCUCCUGGACGUUCAGCCACACUGGGUGUCGGCGCUGGCGUGGCCUGAAGAGGAGGCGGAGUCUCUGUGGUGCGGCGAGCCCAAAGACAUGCUGCUGGUGGGCCGGAUGGACGGGUCUCUGGGCCUGAUCGGGGUUCUAGACUCCAGCAGCAUGCACCGCCAGGAGCUGGAGCACUGCUACAGGAAGGACGUGGCAGUGAUGCACAUCGCCUGGUUCAGCGAGGACAAACCCUUCGCUGUGGGCUACGCAGACGGAAAGCUGCUGAUCGGAUCCAAAGAACCCUUAGAGAAAGAAGCCAUCGUGGUGAUCGACGCCCACAAGGAGUCCAUCACCAGCAUGAAGUGGAGUCCCUCAGGUCAGCUGCUGCUCACCUGUGCCAAAGAGGAGACGGUGAAACUGUGGGCCAGUCCCGACUCAGGCUGUGGUUCUGGCUGGAGCUGCCUGCAGAGUCUUCGACACCCCUCCCUGGUUAACGGGUCGGCCUGGUGCAGCCUGCCGGGGCGGGGCCCCAAGCUGCUCAGCAUGCUCGCCAUAUGCUGUCAGAACGGCCUGGUCUUUGUCUGGACCGUUCCUCAGGAAAUCUCCAGCUUCCCAGAAUCCCGUCUGUGUGACUCAGAUGAAGUGUGGAAAAGUGAAACCAAGCCCCAGUCGUUGUCUUCCCGCUGGUUUGAGGGCGGAGCCACGUGUGUCUUCCAGCUGAAGGGUCACAUCACUCCGGUGAGAACGCUGGCCUUCAGCCCUGACGGUCUGACKCUGGCCUCAGGAGGGGUGGGGGGUCUGAUGAACAUCUGGUCUCUGCGGGACGGCUCCAUCCUGCAGACCGUGGUGGCCGGCUCGGGGGCCAUCCAGAAAAUCGUCUGGAUUCCAGAUGUGGGCGUGGCCGUCUGCUCCAACAGGUCCAAGGACGUUCUGGUUGUCAACUGCAACAAGGAGUUUGUGGCGUCCAAUCAUGUGCUGGCCACCUGCCGCACAGCGCUGAAGAAGCAGGGCGUGGUCGGCCUCAACAUGGCGCCCUGCAUGAGAGCCUUCCUGGAGAGGCUGCCGCUGAUGCUGCAGGAGCAGUACGCCUACGAGAAGCCUCACGUUGUCUGUGGGGAGCAGCUGGUCCACAGCCCCUACAUGCAGUGCCUCGCCUCGCUGGCGGUGGGGCUUCACCUGGACCAGCUCCUAUGCCGGCCCCCCGUGCCCCCUCACCUGCGUCACUGUCCGCCGGAGUCCGGCACGGCCGUCUGGAGCGCCAGCGAGUGGGCGUGGCUGGACUGCUUCUCCGUCACAGUGAAGGCGGCCGAGGCGCUCGCUCAGGGAUCCACCUUCCCCGAGUCCUUCAGCGUGCCGGACCUGGAGCCGGUACCUAAAGAGGACGUGACUCUGGUGGUGAUGGAUAACAGCAAAUGGGCUCCAGGGAUGGAUGAGCAGAUCAUGUCCUGGGCCACCUCCAGACCUGAGGACUGGCACCUGGGGGGGAAGUGUGACGUUUUCCUGUGGGGCGCAGGACGACACGGUCAGCUGGCCGAGGCCGGCAGGAACAUCCUGGUGCCCACCACGGCCCCAUCCUUCUCCCAGGCUCAGCAGGCUUCGUGGUGACCCAGCUGGUGACGUCCUGCGGCAGCGACGGUCACUCCAUGGCUCUGACGGAGAGCGGAGAGGUGUUCAGCUGGGGCGACGGAGACUACGGAAAGCUGGGCCACGGAAACAGUGACCGCCAGCGCCGGCCGCGGCAGAUCGAGGCGCUGCAGGGAGAGGAGGUGGUGCAGAUGUCCUGUGGAUUCAAACACUCUGCAGUGGUGACGGCUGACGGGAAGCUGUUCACCUUUGGGAACGGAGAUUAUGGCCGCCUGGGUCUUGGAAACACGUCCAACAAGAAGCUCCCAGAGAAGGUCACGGCUCUGGAGGGCUACCAAGUGGGACAGGUGGCCUGUGGUCUGAACCACACGCUGGUCGUCUCCGCUGAUGGAAUGAUGGUCUGGGCCUUCGGGGAUGGAGACUACGGGAAACUGGGCCUGGGGAACUCCACGGCCAAGUCUUCCCCUCAGAAAGUGGAUGUUCUGUGUGGGAUCGGCAUCAAGAAGGUGGCCUGUGGAACUCAGUUCUCUGUGGCUCUCACCAAAGACGGCAAAGUUUACACGUUUGGACAAGACCGCCUCAUCGGUUUGCCAGAGGGCCGAGCUCGGAACCACAACCGGCCCCAGCAGGUGCCAGUCCUGUCGGGGCUCCACAUCCAGGACGUGGCAGUGGGAGCAGAACACACUCUGGUGCUGUCGUCCUCAGGAGACGUUUACACCUGGGGCAGUAACUCAGAGGGGCAGCUGGGUCUGAGCCACACCAACCACGUCAGAGAACCUACCCUGGUGUCAGCGCUGCAGGGCAAAAACAUCAACCAGAUCUCUGCAGGACGCUGCCACAGCGCCGCCUGGACCGCCCCCUGUGUGCCGCCGCGAGCGCCAGGCUCGUCGGUCCCCCUGCAGCUGGGUCUGCCGGUGGCGGUGCCUCCUCAGUACAGCGGGCUGAAGGAGGUGAGCAUCGAGGCGGUGAGGGCCCGGCUGCGCCUCCUCUACCACUUCUCAGACCUCAUGUACUCCUCGUGGAGGCUGCUGAACCUCAGCCCCAACAACCAGAGCUGCACCUCCCACUACAACGCAGGGACAUGGGGGAUCGUUCAGGGCCAGCUCAGGCCCCUGUUGGCCCCCAGAGUCUACACCCUGCCCAUGGUGCGCUCCAUAGGGAAGACCAUGGUCCAGGGCAAGAACUACGGACCUCAGAUCACCGUCAAACGGAUCUCCACCCGCAGACGGAAAUGUAAACCCAUCUUCGUGCAGAUCGCUCGGCAGGUGGUGAAGCUGAACGCCUCGGACCUGCGGCUGCCGUCUCGAGCCUGGAAGGUGAAGCUGGUGGGGGAGGGGGCGGACGACGCGGGGGGCGUGUUUGAUGACACCAUCACAGAGAUGUGUCAGGAGCUGGAGACAGGUGUGGUGGACCUGCUCAUCCCCUCCCCCAAUGCCACGGCAGAGGUGGGCUACAACAGAGACAGGUUCCUCUUCAACCCGUCCUCCUGCCUGGAUGAGCACAUGCUCCAGUUCAAGUUUCUGGGCAUCCUGAUGGGCGUGGCCAUCCGGACCAAGAAGCCCCUGGACCUGCACCUGGCCCCGCUGGUCUGGAAGCAGCUGUGCUGCAUCCCUCUGCAGCUGGAGGACCUGGAGGAGGUGGACCUGCUCUACGUGCAGACCCUCAAGAGCAUUCUUCACAUUGAAGACAGCGGCAUCACCGAGGACAACUUCCAUGAGAUGAUUCCUCUGGACUCCUUCAUCGGGCAGAGUGCAGACGGUAAGAUGGUUCCCAUCAUCCCAGGAGGAAACAGCAUCCCUCUGACCUUCUCCAACAGGAAGGAGUACGUGGAGCGAGCCAUCGAGUACCGGCUGCAUGAGAUCGACCGACAGGUGGCAGCGGUGCGUGAGGGCAUGUCGUGGAUCGUUCCGGUGCCUCUGCUGUCUCUGCUGACCUCCAAACAGCUGGAGCAGAUGGUGUGCGGCAUGCCGGAGAUCUGCUGCGACGUGCUGAAGAAGGUGGUCCGGUACCGGGAGGUGGACGAGCAGCACACGCUGGUGCAGUGGUUCUGGCAGACCCUGGAGGAGUUCUCCAACGAGGAGCGGGUCCUCUUCAUGCGCUUCGUGUCCGGACGCUCCAGGCUGCCCGCCAACACGGCCGACAUCUCUCAGAGGUUCCAGAUCAUGAAGGUGGACCGG
Molecule: messenger RNA, 13581 nt
Organism: Austrofundulus limnaeus
Lineage: Eukaryota; Metazoa; Chordata; Actinopteri; Cyprinodontiformes; Rivulidae
Gene: herc1
Product: HECT and RLD domain containing E3 ubiquitin protein ligase family member 1
Molecular function (GO): ubiquitin-protein transferase activity; protein binding
Source: RefSeq, a predicted model, not a curated record